UUGUUUGUCUACCGCCAGGGGUCCCUCACGAAGAAGACGGGGGCGGAAGUAUCGGUGAAAAACAUGUCAGCCCCCUAUGUCGACACACUUAGGGCAAAUCCACUUCUACUACACAAACAUCCUCGGUUUCAUCAAUUACUAUUUGGACUGAUGGUGUUUUUCUAUGAGCGGAAGCAGCAGCUGGUGUGAGCAUGUGGCCGAACAGCAGACGAACCGGAGCGGCCCUGAGGAUCCUCCAGCUCUGCUCUGCUCCCACCGGGUUGAGAGGAGGAGUCGAGGGGAGGCAGCGGCGGGUCUACAGAUGCAUGUCAACAUCAGGACCUCCGUGGAGACUCCUGUUCUUUGGUUCGGAUCACUUUGCUGUGGAGUCUCUGAAAGUCCUCACAGCCAGCAGGAGCUCCAGUGAAAAUAUAGUGGAGUCCCUUGAGGUUGUCACUCUGUCUGCUGAUGUCCCAGUGACGAGGUUUGCUCAACAGAACCACCUCCCGGUCCUCAGGUGGCCCCCGGACAAUGUGGACGGACGGUUUGAUGUUGGGGUGGUAGUUUCUUUUGGCUGUUUACUCCAAGAGAAGCUCAUCAACAAGUUUCCAUAUGGGAUUCUGAACGUUCACCCCAGCCUACUGCCGAGGUGGCGAGGUCCAGCACCCAUCUUCCACACCAUUUUGCAUGGCGACACUGUGACUGGAGUCACCGUCAUGCAAAUCCGCCCUCACAGGUUUGAUGUGGGCCCCAUUCUCAACCAGGAGCUCCAUCAGGUCCCUGAAAACUGCACUGCUGAGGAGCUUGGAGCUGCCCUAGCCAAAAAGGGAGCACAUCUGCUCAUCGAUACGUUGAGGACACUGUCUGAGAGAAUGGCACAUAAAACGGAGCAAAGCAAGACAGGUGCAACUUUUGCCCCAAAAAUCAAUGGCUCCAUGAGCUGGAUGGUGUGGGAGGAACAGACGUGUGACCAAAUCGACUGCCUGUAUCGUGCAAUCGGAUCGCGAAUUUCAUUGAGGACCAUGUGGAUGGGCAGGACAAUAAAACUUCUUGAAUUUGUAGGAAAAUGUCACAUUUCAUUAUCAGAUCAAAAGAGGAAACCAGUUCCCGGCUCGGUGACCUAUCAGAAGGAGUCCAAUACUUUAGCUGUCUGCUGUAAGGACGGCUGGGUGGGUUUCAAGGCAGUGCUCCUGAAAAAAAGACUGACAGCAGCUGACUUCUACAAUGGCUACCUGCAUCAGACAGCUCAAGGACAGUUUCUUAGUAGAAAAGGUGGAACUGCAGCACAGCCGAUGAGAGAAAACUCAACGUCGUGAUGUUACGACAGUAAUUUUAUUCUGGGACGUGAACACUGCAGACAAGACAUCACCUAAUGGAAUCUGCUGGAGUGAAGUUGUUGCUCUUGUCUGUUUUAAGACAUCUGCAUCUACAGUACGUUUACUGUAUUAAUGAACUCUAUACUUAAAUAAUAAAUAAAAAGGAAUGUGCUGUUGACUGACAGUUGCAAG
Paralichthys olivaceus (Japanese flounder) is the source of this 1487-nucleotide messenger RNA. It is a transcript of the gene mtfmt, whose product is annotated as mitochondrial methionyl-tRNA formyltransferase. The record is from RefSeq and is a predicted model, not a curated record. Gene Ontology annotation, biological process: biosynthetic process; conversion of methionyl-tRNA to N-formyl-methionyl-tRNA. Gene Ontology annotation, molecular function: methionyl-tRNA formyltransferase activity. Lineage: Eukaryota; Metazoa; Chordata; Actinopteri; Pleuronectiformes; Paralichthyidae. Gene Ontology annotation, cellular component: mitochondrion.